CUCUCUCUCUCUCUCAUCUAGAUUUAUCUUUUUCUCUCUCUAAAAUCUGAAUCUAUGAACCCUUAUACUCUGUUGCAUAUUAUUUACAUCCUGAAAUAUAUUUAGCUUAUUGGAAUCGUUACCUUGGAUCUGAUUUCCAUUUUUAUAUUAGAUCUAUGUGCAGAAUCCUGAAUAAUUGCGCUUUUUCUUUUGGGGGAAAUUUACAUUUCUGGGAAUUUUAAAAUUUGAAGCAUUAAUUCGAUUCUUUGGUUUCUGGGUAUUGAUUUGUCUACUUUCCUACAUAUGGUUAUUUGGAUCAUUCCACCUUGUGUUUGAUUUCUCAGUUUGGAGAUUUCUGAUUUGUUUUUAGCUUGCAAUUUUGUCUUUUUUGGCGGUUAUAGUUGCAUGAUCUCUGUGGGUUUUCAGAAAAACUCAUCAGAAUUUUGCAACGCCAAUAAUGUACUGGUUUGAAUUGGAGCAUCCGUUUGAUGCUGCUCUUUCUGGGUGUGGGUCUGCUCUGGUUGUUUGGAUCCGGUCACCAAUAGCUUUGAUUUCAGAUUUUAAAGCCUUUGCCGUGUUUGUCUGUUUGUUGGCGGUCAUUUGUGUUUAUCAAAUUAUGAAAAUAAAAAUAAAAAUAAAAAACAUGUUUGGUAAUGAUUUCAAGUUAUAUACUAAAUAUGCUUUAUUAUAUCCUAAAUAUGUUUUUUAAUAUCUCAUACAACAGAAUAUAAAUCGAAAAAUUCCUAACCCAACACAUCCACAAAUUCAUCAAAGAACACCUAAAAAAAAUUACCGGAUUUCAUAAGUCAUUAAUCACAUUUAUACAUCAUAUUAUUCUACAUACAACCAAAUACUCACAUUAAUAAGUCAUAACACUCGCAUACAAUCAGGCAUAGGCACAAAACACACACUCGGUCACAUACUCAACACACAUAGACAAAAUACAGAGACUCAAAAAUUUCAAAUUUUUCAUAACAACCAAGCUAUAUUAUUUUGCGAACGCUAAUAAACACAACAGCUACCUUGUGAUAAUGUGUUCUCACAAACUGGGCAACCUACCCAUGUUAACAACAUUAAAAACAGUAAAUAUUCCCAAAAUUUUGAGUCCCUAAUUCAUUAAAAAAAAAAAAAAAGAAGCAGUAUAGAAAGAGAGUAAAUAGCCCCCAGAAUUUGAUAUUGGCUCUUUUGCUCGGAGAAAAAGAGCACAAAAGCAUAUCAUAACAAUAAGGGCAAGACACACAACACACACUCUAACGCACAGAGUAUCUCAUACCCAUACCAACACAUCGACGCACAUACCCACAAAUCAAGACACAUAAGCGCGCACACACAUACAAAACACAGAUCUGAGCUAGAUCUAUGUAUAUUUAUGCAUAUAUAUACAUAUCUAUGUAUAUAUAUGCAUAUAUAGGUUUUUAUAUACAUACCUUCACAACAACCUGUCAACUCAAUACAAACGAUUCCGUUGAAGAAGGCAGCAACCAAGAUCGAUUCGUUCAAGCGGGCAGCAAGAUGGAAUGGAGCUUGGAUUCGUCUUCUAGAACACCCAGACACCCAUCGUCUUCGUUUGUAUACAGAGAGAGAGAGAGAGAGGGAGAGAGAAGUUUUAUACUUCCAGAAAAAAAUAACACAUUUUGUUGGUAACGAGGGUCGAAUCAGAGACCUCAUUAAAACCUUUCAGCUGGACUUUGUGCAUGUUUCGUGUUUUGGGUAUUUCCUGGAACACAAUUUUUUUGUUCUCAUUUUUUUUGGCUUGUUUCCAAGACAACUAAAAUGAAACAAAAAAUAAAAACAAUUACCAAAAAUAUUUUUGUUUUCAAUUUUGGCAAAAAUUGAAAACAAAAACACAAAACAAGAGAUAAAAACAACAAACAAACAGGCCUUUAAUGUUUGUUUUCCUUGAUCUGUAGUUUUGAUGGAUGACGACGGAUUGAAUAUGCGGAAUUGGGGUUAUUAUGAACGUUCUUUUAAAAGGCAUCUUGGUCUGCAGCUCAUGUCAUCUGUGAUAGAGCGCAAUACAAAAUCUUUAUUAGCAGGGUGCGAAAAUGCUGUUUAUGAACCUUCUGGAUCUCGUCCCAUUCAUAUGCUACAGCAGCCCGAUACAUCAAAGGAUGCUAGGGUUGCGGUGGAGGAUCCAAUUGUUAGGAAAGAAGCUGACACUGGGAAGAAAAGGGCAGGUGCUGCCACUCUGAAAACCCCUAAACCGAAGAAGACAAAGAAAGGCCCUUCUUUGUCCAAGGACAAUGGGAACUCCUCCGUUCAGCAUGUGAAACCUGCGAAGAAGAAUAUGGAAGUUGUAAUAAAUGGGAUUGAUAUGGACAUUUCAGGUUUCCCAUACCAGUUUGUUCGUGCACUGGAACUCCUCAGCAGUGUUAUCGAUGGGGCUGUGGGGGAUGGCAAUCAGCCUGUUGCACCACAACCUGAUCAAUGUAUCCCUUGCCAAUGA
Ilex paraguariensis (yerba mate) is the source of this 2425-nucleotide messenger RNA. NCBI's taxonomy places the organism in Eukaryota, Viridiplantae, Streptophyta, Magnoliopsida, Aquifoliales, Aquifoliaceae. The record is from the annotation of a GenBank genome assembly.